Molecule: messenger RNA, 2943 nt
Organism: Mycena citricolor
Lineage: Eukaryota; Fungi; Basidiomycota; Agaricomycetes; Agaricales; Mycenaceae
Source: the annotation of a GenBank genome assembly
CUCAUUUGAUGCUGAAGCGUUUCGUCCGCCAAAAUUGCGUCUCUGUUCGAAGGCCUGUGUACAGCGUCCAGCGGCAUUCUACGAACGAUUCGACACUCCGCGCCAAACCUUGGUCUUUUCCAUUCGAGGAUGCACCGUUGCGCAAAAGCCAUGGGACCUCAACUACACGCUUCAACUUCGAAAUGGGUUCGAAAGCCGACACCUCUCAGUUCCAUAGCUGCUUCGAUGUUGCCGUCGAGAUGAAGCGACAUGGCUCUAAACCCGAUAUCCUCACUUAUAACACCCUUCUCCGCGCGCUUGCUCACGGCGGCUAUGCGGAACCAACGCUGGCAGUCCUCGAGGACAUGAUAACAGUGGGAAUUUCACCCGACACAACCUCGUUCAACCAUAUAAUCGAUGCUCAUCGUACUCAAAUCACAUCAUUUCUUCCCCCCAUCUUACGGCGGAUGGAGCAGCUGCAAGUGACGCCAAAUACGAAGACCUUCACGCUAAUAAUCACGCGCUUCGUUUCCGAAAACAAUCUGGAGACUGCGCUGCGCUAUUACUGGAUCAUGAAGAAUCACGGGGUAGCGGCGGAGGUCUCCGUCGCACAAGCGCUUAUUGUUCUGGCCGCGAACUCAGGACAUCCGCGGCUCGCAGUGGACCUGGCAGCAGCUUUCGAGACCGAGGGUGUCCGUAAGGUCGAUGUUUCCGUAUGGCUCGCCUGCCUUCAAGCCUCGGCUUCAGACUUAUACGCUGAAGGUGUACAAAAAUCCUGGGAUCAGCUGAAUGCACUCGGUGUUUCUCUGGACGAAGGGAUGUGUAUGCUUGUACUGCAUACAGCUGCUCGGAAUGGCCUUCCAGACCUGGCAGGAGGCGCUCUGCACGCUCUGCAGACAUUGUCGGUACCUUGGCAGGAGUAUCAUCUUGGCCCACUCUUCGAGGCAUAUUGUCGCGUGGGUCGUUUCGAGGAUGCCUUCGAAUCACUAUCCGUCAUGCGAGCAAACGGCAUUAUUCCGACAGCGCUGUCUGCCGCCUUUGUACUGGAGGUAACGAGAGCAGACCCGACGAAAGUGGCAGAGCUGUGGACUUUGCUCGAGAAGAUGAAGGAAAAUGGCAAGACCAUCGACCCAGCUGUUUUCAGCAGUCUACUUCAGGCGUCGUUGACCACGGAGCCUUUGGCCCAGGCUUUGGGGCAUUACACCAAGACCAAGCUGUUCGGUGUAGAGCUGGGAACUGAAAUAUUCCACAUUUUUAUCAACGCUUGCAUCUCCGCCAAGAAUGCCGCUUUCGGAGAACUAGCGUUCCGCCAGCUGAUCAAUGCGGGAGCCACACCGGACCACGAUGUGUACGGGAAAAUGAUCGCUCUGCAUCUGACCCAGGAGACAUACGAUGAUGCAUUCCACUACCUCGAACAACUUCAAGCAGCCGGAUUCACUCUGGCGCAGGAAUUGUAUGAGGCGCUGGUGCUCAAAUGUGCAUCGCACGGGGAUGCCCGGUACCAAAUUGCGUUGGACGAGAUGAAGCAGUGCGGCUACCGCAUACGUCCAGACUUUGACAACAAAUAUCGCUCACGACUCCAGCACGCAAAUUCGGCGCCAGUGCAGUCUGCACAGGUCUCUGAAGCCGAUCGUGUAUAUAUUGAAACGGGCGGAUUGAGUUCCUCCGAGCAGUAGUCUACGCAUGUUGGUAGCGCCACAUAGUCACAUCGGGACCAGAAUCCAUCAUCCUCGGUACCGUCACUCGGCACAGCCCCAAACUACUCUUAUCUCGAACGCGGUUUUAACCUCUACAAUGAGCGCACAAGUCCCAGACGCAGCGUUACCAGAUAGCGCAGCACCCAUUCCUCUAUCAUUCCCUGCAAUACUCCGUAACUCAGGCCUCCAAUCUCGAUUCGCACAUCUCAGUGAAUCUGCCGCUCCCAAGCCCAAACCCGCUCCUAAGAAGCUCAAGUCGCUACGUCGCAGCGACAAUGAGGGCAAGCGUUGGAUUCGGCGCCAAGAGAACGCACGUUUCGCGGGUAAUGCUUAUGUCGUCCAGCCGGGGAAAGCCGACUUGCAUCCCCCUCUCCCGAAUGCGCGCUCUACCUUCCCGGAGCCUCUCCCUGCCUACCUCACGCGCGACAAUAAGCUGCUGCCCAGUCAACCCCCCAUGCAAGAUCCUAAAUCGACCGACUGCGGUCGGUUCUCGUUGAGCCUGAAGGGCAUGCGCCGAGAUCUACGAAAGAUGGGUUUCCGCUCCCGGAUCCUUGUGCGAGAGAUCGAAACGGAAAUCUUGUGCUGGCUCGAAGGUGGCGUUGUGCUGGAUCCAGAGGGGGGUAUCCAAACCGAUAUACUCGAUGCUGUGGGGAGACCUGUCGGAGAAACGGGCUCGGUACUCGAGUUGACGCGGACGCCGCUGCAAUUAGUGUGGCGAAUAUCAGACGAUCCUUUUGCGAGAUACGUUGUGCACUGCACGGCCAGAUAUCACAAUAUUGUCAGCUUCAGCAAAGAGGUUUCGAACGCAGCAGGCGAUUCUCAGCGACUGACCUAUCUCCUGCGGCCCAAUGUUGUGCAUCCGGGCUAUCAUGCCGCCUCGGGACUGGACACGCCUCCAGCGACGGAUGCCGAGCUUUCAUCCCAGCACAGUGACUCGGAAUUUGCCAGCGACUUUGACGGGCAGUCUGACUUUGCGAUGUCUACUAUCGAGGAGACUCCUGCUUCAAGAUCUCCCUCACCGGCGACAGACGACGCCUGGUCUGUGGUCAACGGUGAAGAUGGCGCGAAUGAAACCAUUCGAGACGAGAGCAGCGUAUUGCAACACCGGAUGACGCGUCUGUCCUUGCGAACCAGAACGACAUGGGAGCAUGUGCGCUCAAGUUCCUCUCCAUCACGGUCGCCAGUCCGAGCCCCUGUCCGUCGCCCAGCUCGGCCUGUGCCGGCAGCGCAGCGGGCGGCACUUUUCUACGAUUUCUUGUUCCCUUGA